This is a messenger RNA of Pectinophora gossypiella (pink bollworm), 2734 nucleotides long. RefSeq lists its product as uncharacterized. Gene Ontology annotation, biological process: proteolysis. Gene Ontology annotation, molecular function: zinc ion binding; metallocarboxypeptidase activity. The transcript has 12 exons. The record is from RefSeq and is a predicted model, not a curated record. NCBI's taxonomy places the organism in Eukaryota, Metazoa, Arthropoda, Insecta, Lepidoptera, Gelechiidae. The coding region runs from base 31 to 2478 and encodes 815 amino acids.
AUGUCAAAUGGAGAUCAGAUUUUUCUUAACAUGAAAUCUUGUAUAUUUUUGGUAUUAUUAUUAGGUUUUAUACAAUUAGAAUUUUGCUGUGAAAUUACAAAUGAUUCCGACGGCUCGUGCCCUGUCAAUUGGUUUCGCCGAAAAAGAGCUAAUAUGGAGUACACACGUUGGCGAUCUAAUGUGGAGACGACGCCGGAAUUUAUAGUAAAAGUUUUGGACGAUGAGGUGACGACGCCAAAUACGAAUCAGAUAGUGGCGGUGAACAUCCAGCCUCUGACGAAGCGAGGGGAGAAGAUAAUAGUGGGUGGUGCGAUGGUGCCCCCGCCCACGAGCUCGUCGAGUGACCAGCCGCGGGAGUACACGAGGUUCGUGCCGCCCACCACCGGACCCGGCGCGCCGGUGGACGGUGAUUACCCGCAGCCGACACCCUCGCCACAGACGAGUGCUGAUCCCAACCCGCCUAUACGCCCCGAUUCAUUGUCAAGAAAAGAACAACCGUUUUUUCCACCAAGUCAAGGGCGAAAUGCUUUCCGAGAUGAAAGCCCUCCCGUAAGCCCGCAGUUCAUAGCGCGAGUGCCGGCACCGGCGGCUGCUCGCCAGUACGCGCCCAUAGCACCGGUCGCAUUCAGUCGCCGAACUACCAUCACUCCUCUGACGCCUCCUACGUAUGACCAUUAUAACACAUACAUGUAUCCUACUCGAUCAUCAACUACAGAGUCGCCGCCACCAAGAACCAUACCUGACGACUUUCCGUUCUUUCAAGCUUUCCUAGACUCUGACGAAAGUACCGAGAGCGAUGUUCAUUUGACUCGAACAACAUUGAAAGAAGGCCCAGCGCGAACCACCACACGCUAUCCAGACACCACGUUCGUUGAGGAAGAUUUAGAAAAUUAUCAUACAACCGUACAGGCGGGCCUUGACAUUUCUGCCACGUUCAGGAACUACGAUGAUCUUAGAUCAAGAGAACUAGAAACAGAACAUCCAAGCGAAGGGACAAGUAGUGUCCAAAUUAUUGAUAAAGACGCAGACACAAAUUAUAAUAAUAUGUUUAUUUACAAUGAUGAAUAUAAGGAUAUUAAUAAUAAAAAAGUAAUGGACUACACUGUGCACGAAGAUGAGAAAACUAAACCGUCAGAAGACAAUGAACUUGUACUUGGAACUGAACCCACAAGCGUGAAGAAGUUGUCGUUUGCCGAUGGCUUUGAAAUUGAAAAUAAAACUGCAGAGCCGCAAGCUUAUCCAGACGAGUUUGAGACCGUACCUGAAUCAGCCCGCAAAGAUCUCGUAAUGUCAGCUUUCCAAGGUGCUUUAAGUAAGUCGUCCGAUGAAAAAUCCAGAGAUAAAAGACGUCCAUAUUGUAACAUGAUAAAACUACGGCAGCUAAAUUUUAACUCACCGCGGACGUUACCUGAGAUAGUGGCGCAGUUAAAGCAAUGGUCAGAAGACAGUCCGGUGGCAAGAUGGGUAGAUAUCACAGGAGGGAAUCUGACCACAAUGGAAAACCCAAUUCAUUUGAUGAUGGUAGACGACCCAAGUGCUGGACAAGUAGCUUCGGAGAAACAAACCGUGUUGGUCAUUGCGGGAAUCCAGGGACGUGAUCACUACGCCGUAGCAGCAGCAAUGUACAUCCUCUAUCAACUAAUAGAACGGAGCGAGACACACACUGACUUGCUUGGCAAAUUCCGCUUCUGGGUGAUCCCUGUGUUCAACCCCGACGGAUAUGACUACUCUAUGACUUUCCCACAAAGACGAGAAUGGAUGAAGAAUUUGCGCCAGACAUGGGACAUCUGCAAGGACCGCGAGUCAUGUCGCUAUUGUGACACGUAUGGUUUGCGCUGCACGAUAUCACCGUGCUAUGGCGUCAAUCUAGACCGAAAUUUUGAAUAUCAGUGGAUACCUCCGGAGGAGCUCCGCGCCGAGCAUCCGUGUGGCAACCUGUACGCGGGCACCCGCCAGCUGAGCGAGGCGGAGACACAAGCGCUGACCAACUUCCUACACAAGCAAGGCACCACUAUCGCCGUCUUCAUCGCCUUCAAGGAGGGCGACGUUCUUGGAGUAAUGUACCCUCAUUCGCAUACAAGAAAAAAACGAGCGUUCGACCAAAUAUACCGACAAAGGGCAAGUCGCGCCGCAGCAUCAGCGUAUAGCAUCGCCGGCCGACCGUACGUCGCCGGACAAACGUCAGAGUUCCUACCUCUGUAUGCCGGCGGAAUAGAAGACUGGGCAGACGGUCACCUUGGUAUAGACAACACGUAUACCAUCAUGAUGUACCGGCCCACAGAUUCUCAACAUACCAAAGUCCUCACAGAGAGAGUCGUGCACGAGGCUUAUGCAGCCAUGGAUUCGUUGCUGCUGUCUACAAUAACGAACACGAUGCGACCACCGAUCAUCACCCUCGCAAGAGCAAAAGCUCUCAGUUUGCGUCCCUCAACACUCACAAUUUUACUCGCGAGCAUAGCAGGCUAUCUUCACAGCUAAUACACUUUAACCAAUAGCACCGUUACCCCAUACUGGGUUAAUAAUUAUCAGUAUACAAUAUGUACGCGAGUUUGUCUCUCAUGGAUACCGGAGUACAGAUUAAGUAAUAGUUACUACGGAUAUCAUAAUUUCAAGCGUACGCCUUUUUUGACAAAUGUAUUUUCCACUGUCCGUGCAGAAUGGAGGAUUUUUGUAGAAAGGAAUUUGUUAUCACGUGUACAAUGUUGAUAUGUAGCGUAUUUAUAUGUGUAAUAUG